ACCAGUAGUACCUGUAGGCUCUGUAGGUUUUUCUAUAUACAACUGUAGACAGUCAUUUCAGAUUCGUGUUCUCUUUUCUCUCAUUCAGAUCUCUCCGGGGUUCAAUUUCCCAAUCUCCAUUUUCAUUUUGAUCCCAAAAAUAUCAGACCUCAAGAAGAGGAAGAAGAAGAAAGAAGGAGAGGAAUCUUACUCCGUCUGAUCUAAGUCAUCUCCAUCUCCCUCUCCGUCGUGACUUUACUGACAGUUUUCUCCUUCCUAUUGUGAUAAAGAGGAUUUUGGCUGAUCUGAAUCUGAUUCGGUUCUGGGGUCUUCGAUUCGGUGGCUCUGCAGUUGAUUGCUCUGUUCUUGUGCGGAUUCUGCUGUCCAUGUUCUAUUUGGAUCUGUUGUGGAGAAGAUCUAGAAGUUCAGUUGUGUUUUCGGGCAACUCGAACCCUAAAGUUGCAAUCUUUUAGCAUACAGUUUGAGCCCUGGAAUUGAGUUAUAGCUGUAGAUCUAGUUGGUUGCUCUCAGAAUCGUUCUAACUCGACCGAGUUAUACUCGUUGACCAGUGAAUUUUUCAUAAUGGAAACUCUUCUUGUUGUGGCGGAGCCUAAGAACCAGUACUACAACCGGGUCAAGCCACAUGGGCCUGCCCGAUACGGCCCGUCACCUUCGAAGGACUUCAGAGCGAUCAAUUGCCGGACUUUCCAAUCCGGCACAGGUAUACUCCCUACCCCAUCGAAGAAUUGCUCUACUCCUGUGUCCAAACGAGCAUGCUCUUCUUCUUCUAAGAUAACUACACCUAGUCCAAACAAGACACCUACCCCUAGUGUAGGUUCACAGUCUGAUAGUAAAACACUUGGUAAAAGCACCCCAAUUGCUAUCAAUGUCAAAAGCUCGAAGAAAGAAAAGCCUUUUAAUGGAAGUUUUUCAUUUUCUGAGCUCUGGGCUGGCCCUGCUUACUCCAACUCCCCCCCACCUAGUUCUCUGCCAAUACCCAAGUUUUCAAUCCGACCCAAGAGAACCGUGUCGCUUGAAUUGCCAAGCUCCGCUUCUGAUAUGGAAAUGCACCCAACUCGCCCAAUUGCCAAGUCUGCACCUGCAUCCCCAACUAGGGAGCAUAGCUCUUCUCCAAGAGACCUCUUUCAUAACGCUGACUCUGCGACCAGGACUCUGCGUCGCAUUCUGAAUCUUGAUGUUGACGAUGAAUGAAGAGCAGGGGAGCAGUAGGCUCCUGUAAAUAAGUUUAGAUUGUAUAUAGAGUGAAUAAAUUGGUUGGUAGUCCUGGGUUGUGAUGAGUGUGUUUAGUUUUCUGUGGUGGUGCUACAAUAGACAGUCUUGGUUGUGGUGGGUCAAUGAUCUCUGGAUGUUGGAUGUGAAGUUGGUCUGAGAGAUGAAUGCUUGUCUGGAAAAAUGGGCGUGGUAUGUGUACUGCGAGACUUAUGACAUGGAUGGAACUGACCCAAAAUUUUACGGAAGCAGAAGGGAAAAAGUCGUAGGCUUGUACUUUCGAAGUGGAUGGUUGCCUACAUUCUGGCAUGGGAUUGAGUAACUGGCUACUCUUUAUGGAAGCUGAGGGAAACUACAUUAUACUUGAAUAUUGAAGUUCUGACUUUAACUUUUCAAUGUAAUCUCCUGACAUAUCUGCUAAUUUUCGUUAUGCCUGUAGAGUUAGGUUUAGGUCUCUAGUUCCGGUUGCGGUUGUAUAUGCUUUAGAAAGUCAAGUGGUCUAUCCAUACAGAAUUCCUUAGGUUUCUUCUUCAUCUCUGCAACUUCGUUUCCUUGCAUUUAGAUUUAGUGCCCCUAUAAAUAGUCUUGACACUGGUUAGUCUCUUUGUUCCUUAGUUAAAUGUUGUUCCUAUUGGCUGCCUUAAUCUUCUUUCAUUGAAUCUCUUGCUUGGUCUGUUACUGUUAUGGCCCGAUUUGCCUUCAUACUCUAAACAUAACUUUCUUUACUUCUAAUGACAAUCUGACCCCUUUAACUACACUCUUAUCAAGGGUGUUCUCCCCCUUCACCAUCUUUUCUGGUUUUUAAGAAAGAAAAGAGGGAAGGGGCAGUGAUUGUUGUUCUUUCCUACUUCUGCUUUGUUGCUUCUUCAGUUCAUGGGGUUGGUCAAUCUGUGUUUCUGUGUUCUGUUUCAUGUCUUGAGUUGGAAUUACCUAUUAAUUCCUUGUUCUUGCAAAUGAAUGGUGCCGAUUGCGUUCUCACAUCGUUUUCAUCCUUGGAGAUUGUUGAUCUCGCCUGGCCUUCAACAAGGGUGCAAGUUGGAAAAUUAUUCAGGCGGUGGUUUCUUUAGCGGUUGAUAAUCUAAGUCCUUUUAUCUGUAAUAGUUCCUUGGACGAGGCAAAUGCAAUUCCAGUAUAUGGUCACCUGUGUCUAACAUUGCAUGAUGUCCGUGGGAAGCUGCGUGCUUUGUCUUGUGUACCAGGAUCAAUGGAGUCAAUAUGUUGUGUCGAGCAAAUAUUUGGUCUCCAUGUUUUAUUGUCUUUUUAAAUUUGAGUGUUAAGUCUGUUUGGUAUCGUCUAUCUGAACUUGAAUGAUAGUGUGUUUAUCUAUCAUCAUCUUUAGUUCUAUGUAAGUUAUACGUUAUGUUAUCUAUUUAAUUAUCAUGGUACGAUGUUUUGUUUUAUUGAUAUUGAGGUAUUGGGCCGUUUCAUGGAUUUCAUCAGCAAGAUGAUGAUGUUGGGAAACCUCGGAGUAGGCUUUUUAUUGUUGGGAUUUGAAACUUUGACAUUUUCUCCAAUGCAUCUCGCGGAGAAUUUCCAGGUCUAGUGCAGAGAAAGCUUCGAGAUUAAGAAGGCCAAAAAAGAUGCAGAUAAUUCCUGAUGGAAUAGGAAACUCCAAGAAGUUGCCUAACCUAUUCCACAUUUCAGUGAACAAAUGAUUAGCAAAUUCAAUAUCAAUAAACAAGUGGGUUUACGUGAAUAA
Molecule: messenger RNA, 2908 nt
Organism: Prunus dulcis (almond)
Lineage: Eukaryota; Viridiplantae; Streptophyta; Magnoliopsida; Rosales; Rosaceae
Exons: 3
Coding region: 562-1191 (209 amino acids)
Source: RefSeq, a predicted model, not a curated record